AUGAAUACUAUGUUGAGAGAAUGUGAGCAGCUUAAAAAUAGUAUUUUGGAGCUAGCCAAUGGUAUUUUGAAUAUUUCUGAGAAUAAGAAUCUUCCAAUUUUAUUAAAUAUUUUAAUGGAUGGAAUAGGUGCAUACAAUUCGAUGAUAAGUAGGCAAUCAAGCUCCUCAGAUUCCCUAUUAGAAAUGUCAUUUUGGUCCAUUGAGCUCAUGGAUACAAUUUACGCAACUAAUGGAGGAAGUACAACUUUAUUAGAUUACACCUUGGAGAAGAUACAAGAUCAAUUCCCAUCAAUACUGAAUACUUUUGAUGAAAUUAACUAUUUGGAGAAAAUUUCGACUAAAUGUAAUAUUAAUGAAAUUUAUAGAGGCAUAGUGAGGAUAAAUUUUGGGUUGGAUAGGAGAGUUAAAUCAUUAGAAGAGGGAAUUAAUAAGCAUAUAAAAUCUGUGAAUGGCUCAAAAACUCAGAAUAAAUAUAAUGGUGAAGAGGUUUUAUUGAAAAUUGACCACUUAAGAGAAGUAUCAGACUUUCUCAAGAACGAAUUUAUUUCUUUGAUAAAGGAAAUUCUCUUUUUUUCGAAGUACCUUGGGAUAGAUGACGGGUAUAACAAAGUAGUUGAUAUUACGCCUGAAGCUGAUGCAGAUAGUACCAAAGGGACUUACGAUGACUUGAUUUCUGAGAUUGAGACGGUUUGUGAGAUGUUCCAAAAUGGGCAGAUUCACAAAACCAGAGAGAUAAUGGAUAAGAUCAUCUCAAAUUUAGAGAUCGAGGAAUUUGAAGAAAUUUUAGGAGCUUUUAAUCUUUUAAAUUGGCUAAAAGGUAGAGUUUCCAUUUGUUUAGGACAAAACCUUGAAAAUAAUAUUGAAAGGAUCUCGGCAAUUUGCAGCAAUAAAAGGCAGGAGUCAAAUAGCGACCUUGAGAAAGAGGAGGAGAAACUUUUAAAUCAUCAGGAGACUCGGUACUACGAUGAAGAUUGA
This is a messenger RNA of Cryptosporidium ubiquitum, 975 nucleotides long. RefSeq lists its product as uncharacterized. Bases 1 to 975 code for a protein of 324 amino acids. NCBI's taxonomy places the organism in Eukaryota, Apicomplexa, Conoidasida, Eucoccidiorida, Cryptosporidiidae. The transcript has a single exon. The record is from RefSeq and is a predicted model, not a curated record.